CGGGCCCUGCGGAAGUGCGGGCCGCGCCCUGGAUGCUGUCGCCCGCGGCCACGCUUGGCCGCGUCGGGCGGGGUCGCCUGGAGCCUCCCGGUUUGGACCGGAUCGCCGCUUUAUCUGUUUCUUUGGCGGACACCCCUCAGAGGGACGACGGCGUGGGGCCUUGUGUCAGGGCUGAUCCCUGCGCAUCGCCUGCAGGGAUCCGAGUGGGUUUCUGGGAGACAUUUGGGGAUCUGCGGAACUGAAAGGGACCCGAGGCGCUUCCGUCCUGGUGUCCCAGGCUAGAGGUGAGCAUGGCAGAACAGGAACCCACUGCUGAGCAGCUUGCCCAGAUAGCGGCUGAGAAUGAGGAAGAUGAGCACUCAGUCAACUACAAGCCCCCAGCCCAGAAGAGCAUCCAGGAGAUCCAGGAACUGGACAAGGAUGAUGAGAGCCUUCGAAAGUAUAAGGAAGCCCUGCUGGGCCGAGUGGCUGUCUCUGCAGACCCCAAUGUCCCCAACGUCAUUGUGACCCGCCUGACCUUGGUGUGCAGCACCGCCCCGGGCCCUCUGGAACUGGACCUGACAGGUGAUCUGGAGAGCUUCAAGAAACAGUCAUUUGUGUUGAAGGAAGGUGUGGAAUACCGGAUAAAAAUCUCUUUCCGGGUGAACAGAGAGAUCGUCUCAGGCAUGAAGUACAUCCAGCACACAUACAGGAAAGGGGUCAAAAUUGACAAGACUGACUACAUGGUCGGGAGCUAUGGGCCCCGGGCUGAGGAGUAUGAGUUCCUGACACCCAUGGAGGAGGCCCCCAAAGGCAUGCUUGCUCGGGGCAGUUACAACAUCAAGUCCCGCUUCACAGAUGAUGACAAGACUGACCACCUGUCCUGGGAGUGGAAUCUCACCAUCAAAAAGGAAUGGAAGGACUGAGCUCCAGCUGGGAGGUGGGCAGGGCGACGGACAGACAGAAGGACCGACAUGCCCCACCCUAGACCCCUACCCACCCCAAACCAAAGUGCUGACAGGACCCCCCCUCACCAUUCCUCCCUGGUCCACUCAGGCGGGCAGCUCUUCUGUCUGCCCUCCUCCACCUCCUGCCUGCAGGCCCCCGUGGUCUCCAGUGUCACGUUGCUGCUUCUGCCUGUACAGUGGGGGAGGGGUUCCAGCCUAGGCCUCCAAUCUGCUGUGUACCUCCAGGUUCCCUCUGUCUUCCCUUCCUCAGGCCCUGGCUUCUAGAAUGGAAUGGAACACUGUCUGGGUUGCCCAGCCAACUCUGUCUCUGCCCCAGCUGAGCUAGGUUCCUCAGCAUGAGCAAGGGCUGUCUGUCUGUCCUCCACCCCACCACUCCCUGGCCAGGUCAUCCGUCACUGUCAGUCACUGUCUAACCAUGAUGCCUUAACAUGUGGAGCGUGUGCUGGGGGCCGUCGCUAACUCUUAACUCCCCGUCUGCAUGAGCAUGUGGUCUCCCCGUCCUUGCCUUGUCUGCCAUCCCCAUCCUGGUGACCCACCCCGAGAGGCCUGGGGUGUGCUGCCGUAGCUUCCUGCAGGCCUGGCCAGCUCGUCCCCUCUCCCAGUGGCCAGGGCUGAGGGUGGCUCCAGUAGCGAGGGGAGGGUCAGUUGCCAAAACUCAAUGCCUCCAGCCCCAUCGAGGAGGCAGGAUAGGGUGCCUCAUUCCUCUGCCUUCUCUGUCCUCUAGGCAGCACUCAAAGCCCCUGUCCCCACAGAGAGCCCCCGAGGGACAAAGCCAGCCGAGCCUUACUUGUCUCACCUGGGCCCUAUGGCCUGAACCUCGUGCCUGGCCUGUCAGUAUUUAUUGCCUCCAUUUGGGCCAGCUGGCCUGAUGCCUCUGCCCUGGCUCUUGGUGCCACCAUCCCUGGGCAGGCCCUCUCCGGACCCAGCCAGGACAGACGUGGGACCAAGUGCACACAGUUGGGAGCUGUCUCCUGUGCCUCCCUCCCCAUCCCCGUUCCCUGUGUGGUUUCUGCCAGGCCUAGGCCUCAACAGGCAGAGGAGCCUGUCCCUGCUUCUCUUCUGACUGGGAAAUAAACACCCCUGAAGGAGUC
This is a messenger RNA of Peromyscus leucopus (white-footed mouse), 2038 nucleotides long. It is a transcript of the gene Arhgdia, whose product is annotated as Rho GDP dissociation inhibitor alpha. The transcript is spliced from 6 exons. NCBI's taxonomy places the organism in Eukaryota, Metazoa, Chordata, Mammalia, Rodentia, Cricetidae. Bases 291 to 905 code for a protein of 204 amino acids. Gene Ontology annotation, molecular function: Rho GDP-dissociation inhibitor activity; protein binding. The record is from RefSeq and is a predicted model, not a curated record. Gene Ontology annotation, biological process: Rho protein signal transduction. Gene Ontology annotation, cellular component: cytosol; cytoplasm; membrane.